This is a messenger RNA of Rhopilema esculentum, 1136 nucleotides long. RefSeq lists its product as uncharacterized. NCBI's taxonomy places the organism in Eukaryota, Metazoa, Cnidaria, Scyphozoa, Rhizostomeae, Rhizostomatidae. The record is from RefSeq and is a predicted model, not a curated record.
AUGAAAGAGUCUGUUUUUCUGCCAGAAUCCACGCUCAGAAAUGUCGACGAUUACAUUGCUUCUGAGAUGUACACCAUGACAGUUCCACGGACAAAGGGUGGUAAGUAUGUUCCAAAAUUUACUGUCGAUGGGCACGGAAGAUGGAGAGAAGUGAAAAAUUUGAAGGAUGAAGAUCAAAGUAGAGAUCUUCAAACAAGAAACCUUAUCUACCAUGAACUCUUACUUCAAGGACCUAACCAAUCAGAAAGCUCGAAACGACCACUAUCGAUGGUAAGGCGUAGUUUGGAUUCGACAUCUUCAAGUGUGAUGAAUAUGUCGGAGACCCCUUACACUACCCAACCAUCGGGGCACUUCAGGCCAACCACAAAUGAAUCUUUUCGUAGCUACAAACACUUGUCCACCUCUUUGAGAUCCAACGUUUUCCCUGGGCUCGGGAAAGAAAAGUGGGAGAGCUCCUCAAAGAAGGAGUUUGUUCCAAAGCAAAUCCCAGGCCAAUGGCAGAAUGAAAUUGAAGACUUUGGUGUCAAAAAAGAUGCAUACAUGAAAUGGGCGGAGCAUGAUGUUUACAGACAGAGACUAAUGAAGGCUUGGGACAAGUACAUCACAGAAGCACCAAAAGUGGAGAGACAAGCACUUCCAAAGGUUGUCAAGGAAGAGAAAAGCAAACCAUCGCGAGACGGUGAAACAAAGAAAAAGGCGAAGGGAAAGAAAGAAGCCAAGAAAAGCAAGAAAGAGGAUGAAACCCCUACAAAACAAGUCAUAAAUGAACUCCAACCUACAAGAAUUGAAGUACAGCCAGCAAAGUCUGAUGAUGAUUUUUGGGACUUUUAUGACAAGCCUUUUGAACAGUCUUAAAAGCUGUAUCGGUUCGGGAUUUUAACAUUUUAGAAAAGAAAAUUUUAUUUUUAUGAAGCAAACACUCAAUAGAAAAAUUAGACUCCAUAAAGUCAAUUGUUCAGUGAUGAUAAGUUUAAAAAUUUACUUUUAUUCAUUAUUUGAUUCUAAGUGAUUGUGGUUCAUUAGGAAAAGUGAGUUAAGGGUAGAAAGAACAAAUAUUAAGACUAUAGCUUUUCUUUGAUAUUUUUGCCAUUAUUGAUGUAGGACUGUUUCUUAGAAUGAAAAAUCACUUUCAGUGU